This is a messenger RNA of Plasmopara halstedii, 2322 nucleotides long. RefSeq names its product targeting protein for isoform 1. Gene Ontology annotation, cellular component: microtubule; spindle. The transcript is spliced from 3 exons. Bases 1 to 2322 code for a protein of 773 amino acids. NCBI's taxonomy places the organism in Eukaryota, Oomycota, Peronosporomycetes, Peronosporales, Peronosporaceae. Gene Ontology annotation, biological process: regulation of mitotic spindle organization; activation of protein kinase activity. The record is from RefSeq and is a predicted model, not a curated record.
AUGGCGACGCUGCUGGACACGACGAUGGAGGCGUUGGAACCUGAGGCGCACACGGAUAAUAAUCUGCGUGUACCACAAAGCGUAGAACCCGAAACUGAUGCUCCCGAAGACGAGGACGACGAUGAUGAAGAUUUUAACUUUGACGCGCCUGUGUAUUACGACCUUAAGAACCCGUCGUUCGAGCAAUGCUAUGUUAACAACGCAGACGGCUACUUUUCGCCUACUAAAAAAUCAUCUGCCAAUUCCAAGGAAUCAUUUAAUAAGGUGGAGAAAACUUGUGUAUCAAAGCCUUCGGCUGCUGUUGCUUUCAAUAAAAAAUAUGACUAUGCAGGAAAUACGAAGAUGAAUGGAGGUAAUCAAGACGCUAUUAUAAUUGACAAGACUAUACUGGACACUACCAUGGUAGAUGCAGAAACUGUGGAGACCGUCUUGAACACGAGUAACUUGUUGGACGAUAGAGAUGAGAGCUUCGAGGAAGUAUUUCGCCACUAUGCAUCGUCAUCUCAGUCAUCCGCCACGUCUUCGUAUCUUCUCCAUGAUCUAGACACUUCUACACAUAGCUCCACUCACAACAGUCGCUAUUCUUCCUACGGCUCAGCAACAUACAGUAAUGGCGGUACGUCGAGCGGCAGCUCACCAGUAUUGUCGUCAUCUGCUGCUACAAGAACAGGAAGCGGGUCAGCGUACAAUGGUGAACUAGCCGAAACCAGAUUUCGAGCUGCCGAUACUAUUGUUUCGUCCAAACUGAUGCAACCGACUCAGUCCUACUUAAGAAGAGUUCAGGCAGAGCAGAAGAUGAGAGAACAGAUUUAUAUGGAAGAUAUUUCUGUGGACGAAAAGCCGCCACGCGUGACGCAACCGAAAAGUCCGAAGCUUCAUACAAAAACGCGACAAACAAAUUCCAAUGAUUCGUCUCGAAUGAGCAGCACAAGUCGAGAGUUGCUGAAAAUUCAAGAAGAACGACUGCUUUUGCAGCUGGAAAAGCUGAAAAUUCGCGAAUUUCAUGAAAAAACCAAAGUACAACGACCACCAACUAAUGUACAUCAGCGAUCGACGAAGCAGCUGACGAUUCCACAGACUCCACAUUUUGAAGUCGACAAUCGAAUACGACGCCUGAAGAACAAAAGUGGCGCAAGUGAUUUCGGACACGAUCAAGUGCAGCCGCCGCUAGCUGCAGAAAAGCUAUUGACACGUGAUUUUUCGCUUUCAUUGCCAUCACAUCGAGAAAAUCGUCAUACGGUCACGACACCGCAGUCUCCCCAUCUCCGUACUGCGUCGAGAGCUGCUCAUCGUCCGCCGCCGGCGCCACUUUCACGUAAACAAGAAAAGCCUGCCAUCUCGAGCAACACUCAUCCUACUAAUGGUGGCCUGACGCAGCCCAUGACUCCUCAACUGGAAACGAGUCGUCGGGCAGCCACGCAUCAUCGACCUAUCAAAUUUGUUGAUCAUGAUGCAGAAGAGUUGGCAAAAAAGUUUCAUGCCAGGCCUUUGAGCAAAAGUAUUCUUGAACCGAAAUUUUAUUCUAACUACUCUCCUGCCAAAACCGACACUAAAUCUCGUUCAACUCAGCCGACAGCAGUCACAGCAAGCCGAUCAAGUGCCACCGUAUCUGCUGCUGAGGUAGAUCGUCGGUGUAAGAUACGUGAACAACGACUGAAACUAGAUCAAAGAGGUCCAACAGUUCAGCCUAAAUCAGUGCCGCGUCCAGUUCGUCAACCUGUAAUUCCUGAAACCCCACCACUUAAAAGUAUUCAACUUCAUCGAGAAUACCAGGAGAACUUCCGUCGCAAGAUUGAGGCUGAGAAAAAAGAGACAGAAAGACAGCGCCAAUUUAAAGCGAAUCCGAUUCGUGUGGUUUCAAAACCUGUGCAAUUUGAGGGAUCAACUAAGCCGUUGACGGAAGUGAAGCCAUUUCAGUUGCCUGGAGAGAGGUACGUAGAUCAAGCGCGCGCACGCUUGGAGCAAAAAAGAUUAGAGGAAGAAGAACGUCUAAAAUCUUUGUGCACAUUUCGCGCGAAGCCCAUGCCUGUUUUUGAAUCCGAUAGUGUUCAAAUUGUGGCAAGUAACAAACCUCUUACUCAGACUGAGUCCCCAAUGUUGGCAACGAAAAGCCGAGCUGCAGAACGCGCUGCGUUUGAAGCAGCAGAAAAAGAACGUCGUGAACGAGAAGAAGCAUUUCGUUUACAGCAAGAGGAACAAGAGCGACAGCAGAAAGAAGAAGAAAUUAAGCAUUUGCGCCGAAAGGAGAUGAUUUUUCAUGCUCGUCCUGUGCCAGAGUCAAAUAUAACCAGUAGCAGCGGAAUAUUAACCGAUUCUGCCUGA